AUGCGUUUUCUCCUCCUCCUAACCGUCGCCCUAACCAUCCUCUACACAACCUGCCAAGCAGCUCCUCUUACCUAUAACAGUGCUACCUAUGCUGAUAUCAACUCAAAGGCAAAAUCCUCCAUCCGACGUCUCGCCGAUAUUCUGGAUAUGGAGAUGAUGUCAAGACGUCUGUCGUCACCGGACAAUUCCUAUUAUCAUGUUUACCCGCAAAGAAUGUCCUCAGUGCCACUGACCAUUUACCCGUUGCCAGCAAAGCGACUACAUCGGAUAGGCGGAAAUAUUGUAAUGGGCAAAUAG
Messenger RNA from Caenorhabditis briggsae, 297 nucleotides. The transcript is spliced from 2 exons. Lineage: Eukaryota; Metazoa; Nematoda; Chromadorea; Rhabditida; Rhabditidae. Bases 1 to 297 code for a protein of 98 amino acids. The record is from RefSeq and is a predicted model, not a curated record.